Molecule: messenger RNA, 1446 nt
Organism: Carcharodon carcharias (great white shark)
Lineage: Eukaryota; Metazoa; Chordata; Chondrichthyes; Lamniformes; Lamnidae
Product: potassium voltage-gated channel subfamily S member 3-like
Exons: 1
Coding region: 1-1446 (481 amino acids)
Biological process (GO): potassium ion transmembrane transport; protein homooligomerization
Cellular component (GO): membrane; voltage-gated potassium channel complex
Molecular function (GO): voltage-gated potassium channel activity; protein binding
Source: RefSeq, a predicted model, not a curated record
AUGGUUUAUGGACAGUUCUACCACAGAGACAGACAUUACCUGGAGAUGAUCAACAUCAAUGUUGGGGGCCUGAAACGAAAGGUUGAGCAAAGGGCAUUGUUAAAAUUUCCAGAGACCAGAUUGGGAAAGUUACUGGCAUGUUCCUCAAGAGAGGACACCCUUGAGUUGUGUGAUGAUUACGAUGUGUAUGCUGAUGAAUAUUACUUUGACAGAAAUCCAAGUUUCUUUCAUUAUGUGUUGAAUUUCUAUUCCACGGGCAAGCUCCAUGUGAUGGAGGGGAUUUGUGUAUUCUCGUUCCACCAAGAAAUAGAAUACUGGGGCAUUGGAGAGAUUUGUAUCCACCACUGCUGCAGGUUCAAAUACCAUGAACGCAAACAGAAUGCUGUUGAGAGGGAGUUUGACUCACAGAGUGAUGACCUGAGCUUAACUUCUGAAGAUGCCAGCACCAUCCCCCUACAAAUGGAGAGGUUUAAACAUAUGUGGUAUGGUAAACAUAGAGAAAAGUUGUGGCUCAUUUUAGAGAAUCCAGAAUAUUCCUUUCCAGCCAAGGUUUUCACCAUAUCCUCACUGGUCAUAGUGUUGCUUUCCAUUGUGGCUAUGUGUGUUCACAGUCUGCCUGAAUUUCAUGGGCGAUCUGAAGACCCUGGCUUCCUGACUGUUGAAUUCACCUGUAUUGUGUGGUUCAGCAUUGAGUAUAUAGCAAGGUUGAUAGUCACCCCAUGCCUCUGCAAGUUCCUCCAAAAUCCACUGAAUAUCAUAGACUUUUUAUCAUUUCUACCAUUCUAUAUUACCCUGGUAGUAGAACGUAUAGAUGAUGAUAGCUCAGAGCUGGUGAACAUUGGCCGUGUGGUACAGGUUCUUCGGUUGAUGCGCAUCUUUCGGGUUCUGAAGUUGGCUCGUCACUCCAUUGGAUUGAGGUCGCUCGGAGCAACCUUUAGACAUAGCUAUGAAGAGGUAGGACUCUUGGUUGUGUUUUUGACUGUAGGCAUUGCCAUCUUCUCAGCCCUCAUCUACUCAUCUGAGAAAGAUGAGAAAGAAACUGGACUGCAUAGCAUCCCUAUUAGCUGGUGGUGGGCAACCAUUAGCAUGACCACUGUUGGUUAUGGUGACACUUACCCAGUCACCAUACAGGGUAAGCUCAUCGGCAGCACCUGCAUCAUAUUCGGCCUGUUGAUGGUCGCUUUGCCAGUUACUGUCAUAUUUAACCGUUUUUCAAAAUAUUAUCAACGGGAACAAGCCAUCGAUGUCGUGAUUCGAAACCAAGAGCUGAGAAAGCUGGCUGCAGGUCUACCAUGCGUCAACAUCAGGGACAUUUAUGUGAGGAAGAUGCGUUGUAGUUCAAACACCCAUGCACUGGACCUGAACAGCGCACCUUGUGAGAAACAGAGUUCCAUAGAGUCUUCAACCAGCCAGCACGUGGAUAAGGAACACUGUUCCCAGCAAUAA